This is a messenger RNA of Felis catus (domestic cat), 1588 nucleotides long. It is a transcript of the gene BCDIN3D, whose product is annotated as BCDIN3 domain containing RNA methyltransferase. Gene Ontology annotation, biological process: negative regulation of pre-miRNA processing; miRNA metabolic process. The coding region runs from base 40 to 918 and encodes 292 amino acids. Gene Ontology annotation, molecular function: RNA methyltransferase activity; O-methyltransferase activity. The transcript is spliced from 2 exons. Lineage: Eukaryota; Metazoa; Chordata; Mammalia; Carnivora; Felidae. The record is from RefSeq and is a predicted model, not a curated record. Gene Ontology annotation, cellular component: cytoplasm.
ACUUCCGGUUCCGCCGGGACCCAGAAGCCAGGCUGACAAAUGGCGGCGUCCACGAAACAGGCCACCGGGGGCGUUGAAGAGGCCGCGGCGGAAGAGGAACCGCGAAUUCUGGAACCCGGGGCCGCCCCGUUUGGAAAUUUCCCUCAGUAUUCCCGCUUCCAUCCUCCAGAACAGCGGCUCCGCCUCUUGCCCCCGGAGCUGCUUCGCCGGCUUUUCCCUCAGAGUCCCGAAUCGAGGCCGAUCCUGGGGCUCGACGUAGGGUGUAACUCUGGGGAUCUGAGUGUGGCUCUAUACAAACACUUCCUUUCCUUACGUGACGGGGAGACCUGCUCAGAUGCCUCAGGAGAACUCCAUCUACUCUGCUGCGACAUAGAUCCAGUCCUGGUGGAACGAGCUGAAAAAGAAUGUCCUUUUCCUGAUGCCCUGACCUUUAUCACCCUGGACUUUAUGAAUCAAAGAACCCGGAAAGUUCUCUUGAGCUCUUUCUUAAACCAGUUUGGACGGUCAGUUUUUGACAUUGGCUUCUGCAUGUCAGUAACCAUGUGGAUUCAUCUGAACCAUGGGGACCGUGGUCUGUGGGAGUUCCUAGCCCACCUUUCCUCCCUCUGCCGCUACCUCCUUGUGGAGCCUCAGCCCUGGAAGUGUUACCGGGCAGCUGCAAGGCGUCUCCGGAAGCUGGGCCUCCAUGACUUUGACCACUUCCGUUCCCUUGCCAUCCGAGGUGAUAUGGCCAAUCAGAUUGUGCAGAUCUUGACCCAGGACCAUGGCAUGGAAUUAGUAUGCUGCUUUGGCAACACCAGCUGGGACCGAAGCCUUCUGCUCUUCAGGGCAAAACAAGCCACAGAGACUCAUCCAAUUCCUGAAUCACUGGUAGAGGAAGGGAAAGAAAAGAACAGAUUAAGAUCCUGGAGACAGUGAAAUGGGAGGGUGGGAAGGCCAGGGAAGAGAUAUUGAAAGAGUGUUAUACAAAGAAUUAAGUUCACUGUCCUUAAUUCGUGAUUGUAAGGCAGCCUCAAAACCUGGCAGAAACUUUUGGCAAAAAUGUCCAAGACAUGCAAUUGAAAGAAUCAGUAUCUAUUCCCCACUGUUUGAGUUGAUUCUGGAAGAAGAGACUGUAUCUGUGGAGCAAUGAGCUGGGCUCUCGGGAUUGAGAUGGCACAGGAAAAGCGAUCUUGGUUCUAGGAUAUGGAGGGGGCUGCUUCUAGUGGUUAGAGACUUAGCCCAGGCUAGCCUUAGAAUGUAUCUGUUCCAUGGGCAACUUGAAUCUGAUCUGGCUUCUGCAGGCUUUUGCUGGACUUCCUUAUCCUGCCUUCAGGCAGCACCUCACAAUACAAUCUGGAAUGAAGCGUCACUGGCUUGGCUAAAGGAGAGAAUUAGUAUGAAAAACAUCUUAUCUUUCCAGAGCAGGUCAUGUAUCCAACAUGCCCAGGCCCAGCACAGCAUGUAACAGAUACUAGCCAAAAUGCGCUGGCUAGCAUUUAUAAGAUGUUUAAAAGAUUUAAAUUAUGACCCAAUAUCCAGCUGGUACAAAUACAAUGAAUGAAGUGGGACUGUAUAGUUAUAUAUAAUAAAAGUGACUUGAGUAUGA